CACACACACACACGCACACACGCGCGCGCACACACUCUCACACACUCACACACACACACACUGCAUCCAAAACAAAGCUGGAGGAGAACGGAGAGAGAGAGAGAGAGCACGGAGCAGAGCGCCACACUGCUAUCUCAGGAGGGGAAAAAAAGCAGGAUUAAUUGAUUUUUUUUUCAAGCAUUAUUGUUGUUGUUGUUGUUGUUGUUGUUGUGCUUGCGGUGCACUAGUGGUGAGCACUCAGCCCGCGGUGAUGGACAUUAUGAGUGCGGUGCAGGAUGCGUGUGUCUCCGGUCAGUGGCUCACCGCGAUCAUCCUCAGCCUUUGCUGCUUUUUGCCUUCGUGCUUGCCUGCUGGACAAACUGUGGACUAUGCCUCGAGUGAAAGUGUGGUGAGCCGGCAAGGAGACACAGCGCUGCUCAGGUGCUACCUGUUGGACGGGAUCUCGAAAGGGGCGUGGUUAAACCGUUCCAGUAUAAUAUUCGCAGGGAAUGAUAAGUGGUCAGUGGAUCCUCGCGUAUCCAUCAUAUCGAACAUGGGCGACAAACACGAGUACAGUCUACAGAUACAGAAAGUGGACGUAACGGACGAAGGUUUCUACACCUGCUCGAUACAGAGCGAACGCAAUCCACGGCCAAAACUCAUCCAGUUAAUCGUCAAAGUUCCUCCCAAAAUAUAUGACAUCUCAUCAGACAUCACGGUAAACGAAGGCGGCGAUAUUUCACUCUUCUGUUUAGCCAGCGGGAAACCAGAGCCGAAAAUCACCUGGAGACACAUCAGCCCAUCAGCCAGGAAGUUCGAGAGUGGAGAAAAUCUGAACAUAACCGGAAUAACUCGGGAUGCAGCAGGGGAUUAUGAAUGUGGCGCUGAGAACGAUAUUGCUUCUCCUGACACCCGAACUGUGAAAGUCACCGUCAACUUUCCACCGUCUAUCCAUGAGAUGAAGAGUCACGGGGUCCGACCCGGUUACACGGCGCUGCUGAGGUGUGAGGCGGCCGCCGUCCCCACUCCGGUUUUCGAGUGGUACAAAGGAGAGAAGAGACUCAGCAAGGGUCAAGCAGGCAUCGACAUCAAGAACGUGAGCUCCAGGUCUAUCCUCACAGUGAGUAACGUCACCGAGGAUCGCUAUGGCAACUACACCUGCGUGGCUGUCAACAAGCUGGGAGCGGCCAACGCCAGCGUGCCUCUGAUUCCCCCAAACACAGCUCAGUACGGGACCACCGGAGGCGGGGAAGCUUUGCUGGCCUGCGGUUUCCUGGUGCUGGCUCUCAGCUCUCUGCUCUGCGUUUACUAGCGCUACGUACAGCCAUACGCACUGAACUGGACUGAACCAUUCUCACGGCUCAUUUCCGGAUCCGAUCUGGCAACGCGGUUUGCUUUUUUUUGUUUUGUUUUGUUUUGUUUUUUUCGCGAAAAGAGAGAUAUUUUAAUCAGUAAGCAGUACUCUCCAGCUGGUGGUUUUUCUGUUCUGUGGAAUUUCUCAUCAUGUAAAUAUGUACGGUUUACAUUUCUUCUCUCCUCUCCUCUCCUCCCCCCUCCUCCAUUUAUUUUAUUUUCGUUUCUUUUCUUGAUUGCCCACUUUGUGAAUCAGCACCAUUGUGCUCUUUUAGAAAGCUUGAGAAUUAGCCCUGUCGUUCUGAGGGGAGCGGGGGUUGGGGAGUCGUUGUUCGAGGAGGGGGAGGGUGUAGUAAAAGUGGUGUGUGUUGUUGUUGUGUUUUUGAGAGGAUGCCCUGAAGUGUGCCACCGCCAUCAGAGUGCUCUCGUACACACACUCCUCUGUACUCUUUCAGGUCAUAAUAUUUAGCCGGCUAAUUUGAAACCACUCAGAUUUGCACAAUCAGAACAAUCAAAGCGCUUUUUUUGAGAAGGGAACGUUUCGGCGACUGCUGAAACAGGGACGUCGGGUUGUACUCCAAUAUUCCAGUAUUUCACCGACAACCGCGUGGACCAAAACGACAGCCAUAAUUCAGUGACUUUAGCACAUUAUGCUAACACUUAAAUAUCUGCCAUAAUAAUUUGAACAUAAAUACUAAGACAAAUAUUUACCUCGACAUUGGUUGCCCAAAUAUGUAACAAAAAUUUCAGCUUUUUUUAUUUAAUUUUAAUUAAAUUUUAUUUUAAUAUCACUUUAGUAAUAUUACAAAAAAGCAAGAAUUUAACAACUAAAAUACUGAUAGAUAUUUUGAAAUAUCCAACAGCUGUCAUUUUAUUUUAUUUUAUUAUUUUAGUUUGUUUUUCAAAUCGUUUUCAUGCUUUUUUUAAUGAAAUAUGAUUUUGGCAGUACUAAUAAAAAAGCUUCAUGAGGCAACAGAUUUAACAUUUAUAUAUAAUUAUAUUACGUUUACAACGCUUCAUAAUAAUUUGAUAAUAAAUUCUGAGACUGAUAUUUUACCUUCCCCAAAUUUCUAACAAGUUUUCAAAUGUUCAUUUCUUUUUUUUUACUAAAUUUAUUUUAUUUUAUUAUGUUCUUUUUAGUGAAAUUGAAUUAAUCUAAUAUUUCUCUUCAUGAGCUUGUUAAAAGAAAACAAAUAUAAAAUAUGAAUAAUUAAACCGAUUUCUAGAUAUUAUUUCUAAUUUUACGUUUGAAAUGUCCUGUUGGCAGAUUGUUACACGUCUCUCUAUGAGAUAAAUGAUUGAAAUGAUUUACAUUGUCAAACGAUUUCUGGAAAUCGGUUUAAUAAUAUUAAUAAUUUAUUUGUUUUAGCUUAGUCAUAUAAUGGUUCGUGAAUAUUUAUUAAUAUUCCAUAAAUGAUCAUUUGAUAAUGAAUUCGGAGACAAAUAUUUACCUCGAUUCCCCAAACAAAUAAUAUAAUUUCAGCUGUUCAGUUCUUUUUUUUUUAAAUGAUUUUUAUUAUUUUUUUUAUUUGAAUUUGGCGGUACUGAAAAUUCCCACACACAUUCACGAGUCAACAGAGUUGACAAUUCUAUACAUAUAUAUUUAAAAGAUUAUAUAAUUAUAUUCUUUGCUUCUGGGAGCCACAGACCGUGGAAAUAAAACCAAUGUGAGAUGUAUUUAAAUGCAUAAUGUGAAUAUAAUGUAUGUAUAAAAUCAGUUUUAUGCAGAAUUAUGUCGAAUUUAACUGGUGUUAAACAAAUUUACAUUACAGUAUGCUCACGUGAUUAGCGGUUGAUUUGGUUACCCUUCCUAAUGGUCAUGAUGGAUUUCUCUACAAGAAUUUCUUUUUACGUUUAUUGAGAUUAUGGAUGGAUUUUUUUUGUUUGUUUGUUUGUUUUUUUGGGCAAAGUGUGUCUCUUUAGUAACAAAAACUCGUGUUUGGUUUUAUCCGUUUUAUUUCACUGUAUUCGUUUGCUGUUUUUUUUUUUUUUUUUUUUGUUCAUGGAAAUCGUGUAUCACUCUUCACUUUUAACAGAUUCAGUUCUAUUUUAUUUUUUUAAUUAUUGUUAUGAUGAGUUGUACAGGAUUUUGAUAAUGUUUUAAUGCAUCACAUGACGUGCUCCCUGCUUUUGCUUUAGUCGGUUUUUGUAUGUGAAGUUGUUUUGAAAUGAGAAGCAGGAAAAAAAAACAGACAGUAUGAUAUAUGAUAAUUGAAAUAUGAUAUAAUGAUAUGAAGUGUGGAUAUAAAUGUCACUGGUUAUCAUUUUAAAAGACAGUAUGCAGUAUGGCAUAGUUUACAAUGUCGUCUUUCAGUUUAGAUGCCAUAACUGUCGUUAAAACUUCUUAUCGAACAAAUAGAUGCGAUCAGUUUUAAAAAAAAAAAAAUGAGCAGUUUGUAAUCAAAAACAUUAACUUUUUAACUCAGAGGGUGUGAACACAGUUAUAUGAUAUCAUAGAAGCUAAGUCGUGUGUGUGUGUGUUUGGAGAAAGUAGAACUAAUUUUAUAUUCUCGGUAGAGCCUUGUGUCUAGGUUUAGUUUGACCUCUACCCUAGCUCUCACACACAUGUGUAUUUUCCGAUGUGCAGAAAUUAUGAUUGUGCUGCAUGUCAAAUGUAUGUUAAGGUGGCCAAUGACCAUAAACCAAUACCUUUUGAGUACAAAACCAGUUUCAAGACUGUUUUGACUCAUUUUUACUCGCCGGAGAACCAUCACACAAACGAUCCAACAAAACUAAUAAACAAAACAUCACAACAAGAUUUCCUUUAGAUGUCUUUAAAAAAAAAAAAAAUCUCCUGAUGUUGAUUUUCAACAAAACAAUGUGUACGAAACAAUCUGUACUAUUUCUUUCACACACUCCUUUUUUCCAACAGCUUUAUUUAGCUCCAUUUUUUUUUGUUUCAAUUUUUACGCAAAUUUGGGUAGAAGAAAAAAUUCCUUAAAAAAUUCUUAAAUCCUGUACGCUGCAAAGAAAUAUAUCUUAGCAAGUGAAAAUAUCUUGAAUAUGAAAAUAGCAUCAUAUAUAAUAUUUCUUAUUAGGAGAUUAGAACAAAUCAAAUAUAAGAUUAUUCAGCUAGUUUCUCGAUGCUUUUACUCAUUUCAAGCUCUAAAUUCGUUUAUUCGCAGAUAAUUUUGCUUCUUUCUAGAAAUAAAUGCCUAAAAUUAGAAAAAAUGAUCAUCCUAUACAACAAGACUAUUUCAAGCUUGAAAUUAGUAACAAAUAUCUAGCAAAAGGUUUAAUAUUCCUAUAUUUGGUUUAUUGUAAUCUCACAAUAGGAAACAAUGGAUAAAUAUGACUAAGAUAUUUUUGCUUGCUAAGACGUAAUUUUUUUUUGAAGUGUAUACUUACAGCACAAAUUAGUGACAUUUCUGCACUACAAAAAUACGUAUCAAGCAAAAAUAUCUUAAAUAUAGCAGAAUUUGUCUAAUAUUUAUCAUUGUUAUAUUAUGCUAAAACACAUCUAAUUGUAUUAAACCGAUUUCUCAACAAUAUUUCUAAUUUUAAGAAAUUUUAAAUGAAAAGUUCUAUUAGAUAAUUUUGCUUCUUUCUAACAAUAAAAAAGCUUAAAAUAACUGCAUUGUCAAGCUUUAAUAUUAAUAAUAAUGUCUCAAUCAUGUUUAACGAUAUGUUACUUUUAGCAUAAUCUUAUAAUGAUAAUACAUUUGCUACAUUCAAGAUGUUUAUACUUGAUUUUUUUUUUUUUUUGCAGUGUGAUACAGAAAGUUUACAGUCCAAAUGUAAAUUAACUGUUAUUAGUUUCAGUUUAACAAACUAAACAUUGACGUGACAGUAAUUCCCGAACGCAGCAAAGCGGCCUUUAUACUUUUAACUUCAGGUAAAUUAAGUUUAUAAAAUUCAUCCAACUGCAAUCAGGACCUGACCUGAAUUUUACUGAUGAGUUUGCAACUGCAGUGUUAUUAUCAUAUCAGUGAUAAAUAAAUGUUUUCUCAACCAUCAUAAUCAUAAACUUUUAGGGCGAAAGCCUGUCUAUAAGCACAUGUUAUACUACCAUCAGCAGAUUUAUUCCAAAUAUUUCACCUAAUGACUUCCUUUAUGCUUUUUAGAUUUUUCCUUUUAAUAAUAUCCUUACCUCGGCCUAAAAUCUUUAAUAUGGGAUAAAAUCUUUAUCUCAGGCUGAAAAUGUAAAUCUUAUUAAAAAAAUUUAAAACUCUAGCUAAAGUUCUGUUUUUUUUUUUUUUUUUUUUUACCUGAGUUAAAGAUUUUAUCCCGAGAUUAAGAUUCCCGUCCAAGUCAAAGAUUUUAUCCAGAAUUAAAGAUUUUGAUUUUAAGCUAAAAUAAAGAUUUUAGCCCAAGUUAAAGAUUUAUAUUUUUGCUAAGGAUAAAGUCUUUAACCCUGGCUGAAAUCUUUUAAUUUAGGUUGAAAUCUUAAAAUUCUGGUUAAAAUCUUUUAACUUCAGGACAGAAAUCUUUAACUCAAUCUAGUCUUUGAGUACAAUUUAAAUCUUUAUCUCGAUAAAAUGUUUCUCUCUGGCUAAAAUCUUUAUCUCAGGCUAAAAUCUUUUCCUUGGGCUAAAAUUUUUUGUACAUGGUCUAAAAUUUAACUCGUUUAACUCUGGCUAAAACCUUUAACUCAACUAAAAUCUUUUUCUUGGCUAAAAUCUUCAACUCUGCCUAAAAUGUUUGACUCGGGCUAGAAUCUUUAUCUCAGGCCAAAAUCUUUAACUCGGGUUAAAAAAAAUUAACUCGAUAAAAUGUUAUUUCAUUCUAAAGUCUUUAUCUCUUGCUAAUAUUUUGGACUCAGCUAAAAUCUUUAUCUUGGUCUAAAAUCCUUAACUUUGGUAAAACAUUUGAACUUGAGAUAAAAAUGUUUCUCUUGGGCUAAAUGUUUAUCUCGGGCUAAAAUCUUUAAUUCUGGCUCAUACACCAACAAACACCAUGUUGAUUUCAUCAUCAUCUGACAACCAAUUUGGGGAAUAAGUACUGUAUAAAAAUGUGCCUUUAAAGUAUUAAAGUGAGCUGUUGAACUCCGUAUAAAAUGCUAACAAGCUGCAGGUAAAAUAAGGUCAUAAACAUCAGUGUGCGGUUUGCAGUGUAAAACUGUGUGUGCAGUAUAUAUGUCUCAAGACAAGUCCAGAUUUAUCCAUCAUAAAUAUAUCAUGAAGCAAUUUUGGCACAAACUCUUUUUCCAUAAAUAUUCAGAGUAGGAGAACGAUGCAGACUUCAUUAACGUUGCCUAAGUGGAUCUCAAGUUAAAAUAAAACACCGGAAGUCAGGAGGUGCUCAUGCAUGCAGAAUUAUAUUAAAAAAUAAAAAGUUACAGCUUUUUUUUUAAAAAAAAACAGUAUGUAAAUAACAAGUGCUGCAAAUUUACAACAUCUAAUGAUUGCAAUUUAAUUAAUUACAAUUUCACAUGGAUAGUUAAAGAUUAUUUUGCGUUUAAUUCCUCACACAGUUGACGACUUUCCUGCCUUUAAUCUGAGAUUCAACUGCAGAGAUAUACAAUAAUACAUACCUGUCUGAAUCUAAGGCUUCAUAAAAGGACAUAAUGAAUAGUUGCUGUUUUUAAACCACUUCAGCGCUGAAAACAAUUCAGCACUUUCCCGGAGUUAACUUGUUAGGAAAUGAAAGCCUUAGCUGUGUUUAGUACCUGCAGUAUGUUAUAAUGACGCAUUAUGUACAUUGUCUCAUUGUGAUGAUUGCAGCUUUCCUGCUAGACAUAUCGCAUUUUCAAAAAAUAAAUAAAUAAAAUAGCAAAAUCAUGUAACUAAAAUUUAUAAAGUUAGUAAGUUACAUAAAAUUAGAUGCUUAUGAAGGGAUAGAGGAGGAACUUACAUGACUGAAUGAAUGAUGACAACAGUUACUUUGUAAUGCUUAAACAUAAACAGUUCGUUCGUGGCUAUAAAUAAAACAGUUGGAAGUGAUUGUUUUGUUUCGUAGUUUCACGUUACCACUUUUGACUAGCGCCAGGGACUAAAGUAAAUAAACGCAUACGUCUUUGUGUAUUCACCUUUGAAAAUUCUAUUUCUGUCAUUUUUUUUUUUUUUUUAAACAAACCAUGAAAAGUCUGUGAAAACGCUUCCCUUAUGGACGUAAUAUCUCUGUAGCUAGUCUCUGCUCUGAUGAGCUACCUGAAGCGAAUUAAUUGACAUAAAUGCAUGUGAUUGGUUAAACUGCAAAAGAGGAUCUGCUUCAGAAUUCGAGUUUGGGGCAUAUUUAGAAAACUAGAUACUAGUUUUUUCACUCUGAUCAGCUCUACACCAGUAUCUUCUGAAAUACUUUGCUGGUUCCGCAGCCGGACAACAAGUUAACGCCCCCUAUCUUAGGAGAACUGAGCUUUCACUGGUUUCUCAGUGCAGAUUUAACACCCCGGACACCUGUAGCUCACCUCUCAACCCCUGGCAUCUUUCAAAAAAGGCUUUAUUUUUUUAGAGUGGUAUCUCUGUGAGCAGGAAGGGGAUGAUUCGUUUGACCCAGCGGUUAAUAAAGUCCUUCCUGUGCCUUUGUUAGAUUUUGAUGGUGGGAUUUUAUGGAGUGCUGCAGGGCUGCUGCCUUCACUAACCACGAGCAUUCAUUCUCUCAGCAGCAGUCCGACUGAAUCCAGCAUAUCACAGAAAAAAAAAUUGCAGCUUUAGUAGUGCAGGUUAAACACCUGUCCUUUUUCAACAGCCAACCACGAUGUUUAGUUAUAGUCAUCUCCUCUGAGCAACAAACAAAAUCCGUCAAACUGUGGAUGGUUUACAGGUUCUACCGUAAUGUCACUUUCAUGUUGCCAUUAUAUAUAAAGUAGCUGCCAAAUGUACCAAAUGUACGGCUCCUAAAAGUCUUUAUUUUGCUCCUAACACUUUGUCGACACACCACUCUCUAUUCUCAGUGAGCUGGAAAAUAAGUUAUCCAGGCGACGAUGCAGCGUUCUUGAUAAAGCAAUACGUAUUUAUACAGAGCGAUCUAAUCCUGAGCGCUGUGUGAAACUGAUGAGGCCAAGACAUCAUGGUGGCCAUUUAGGUGAAAAGUGCAGGAUAAAUUGGUGGUUUAUAAGGAUAGUUCAGUGUUCAACUAAAGUGGAUGUGUCUGUAACUCAAGUAGCACUCUGAGUGUCAUCAAGUGCUCUAUUUUACGAUGGUCUUAGCAGGAUGGGAUUGGGAACGUGCCUGGAUGCAUUAAACACUCGGAUAUGAAACACUUUGAUGAUGAAGCACUAAGUGUUAUCUCCCGAUUUACUUAAAUUAGAGAACUGUGUCUUAACUGUGUCUGUUUGUUUUUUUAAGGACAUAAGCCAAAUUACUGUCCUUUUAUUUCAUAUCCUUUUUGUUAUUCUUCCUUGCAAGUUUGUACACAUUUCUCUUUCUGAAGGAGUUUUAAUCCAGAACUAACCAAAAUGUAUCCACUCCAGCUCAGUUACUUAUAUCUUACUUCUUCCAAACACUUGUAUCUCAUCAACCUUCAAGCUGAAAUCAUUAAACUCUCAAAUUACAAAUUAGCUUUUCACAUAUUCUUCCUCCUUUCCCUUGUUUUCUUUUCUCCCUCAUCUUAUCCCACACUCUUUCCUUUUGAGGUUUCUUUAGUUGGGGGAAUCGUAAACUGAAAGCUGAUAACCCUUAAUUCUUUGGAAGAACCUGUGAGGAACCCUUUGUGCCUAAGAGUGUAUAGAUUGGUGGGUACGAUGUAGAGUCAACAAAGUCGGUGUAUAUAUGAAGACCAUCCAAACUUAUGUUUGUACCAAUUUCUUUUCUUUUCUUUUCAUUAAUCAUUUCAUUUUUUUUUUUUUUUACCUCUCCUUCAUCCAGUAGAAAUCCAUGGAUUUUAAUAUCCAUUGACACUUUGGUUUGUUCAUUAAAGAUGUUUUCCUACUAGAGAGGAGGGCAGCUUGAAUUCUACUCUUGAACCCUAUUAGGAAGCUAAAAACCCAUAACACUUCAUAAGAACCCACAAGGAACCUUUUUCCCAUUAAAACUCUUUGGCUGGUUCAUGUGGAGGAACCCAUUAAGACAUUUCCCUAUCAUAGAGGCUUUCAAGUAGAACCCUAUUAGGAAGCUAAGAUUGCUUCACUUUCAAGAAGAACCCAUGAGGAACCCUUUAUCUGCAAGAGAGUAUGGUUAUGAUGUAGAGCCACCAAAGUUGGUGUACAUAUGAAGACAGUCUGAACUUAUAUUUACACCACUUUGUUUCCUCUUUCCCUCAUUUUUUUUAAUCCUUCUAUCCUCCAAUGCAAAUGAUUUUGAUAUUCAUCAGCUUUACACUGUAGACUCUUUGGCUUGUUCCACUGGCUUCCAAGUCAAAACCCCUCAACUCUCCAGAGAACCUGUGAGGAACUUUUUUUUUUCUGAUUGUAUGAUGUAGAGCCACCAGAGUUUGUGUACCUAUGAAGACCAUUUGAACUUGCAUAUACUCCAAAAUGUUUUUCUAUUUGUGAAUCCUUUCUUUUUAUCCCUCCAUUAUCCAGAGGGAUAAAAUGCACUUAUUUUGAUAUUCAUUGAGUCUAGGCUCUUCAGCCUGUUCCUCUGGAGGGUCCCUUCAAAGUGCUUACCACUUACAGCCCUUAUGAAUAGAUAAGACCCCUUAACUCUCCAUAGAACCACUGAGGAAUCUUUUUAAUGCUGAGAGUGUACAGAUUGUUGGGUACAAUGUAGAGCCAACAAGGUUGGUGCACAUAUUAAGACCAUCCAAAAUUUCCAUUCAUUUACACCCCUAUGACUAUAUGUUCAAGGAACCCUUAAAAGGUGUUUUCCUAUCAGAGAGGCUUCCAAAUAGAUCCUGUAAUUCUUCAGAAGAGCCUUUCAGGAACCCAAAUGCAUUCAUUUUGACACUCUAGACUAUUUAGCUUGUUCCACUGGCUUUCAAAUAGAACCUCUUUGGAAAGUGAAGAUCUCUUCCCAGAAGAACCUAUGAGGAGUGUGUUGAUUGAUGGGUAUGAUGUAGAGCCACCAAAGUUGGUAUACAUAUGAAGACUAUGUGAACUUACAUUGACACCAAUUUGGAUUGUUCUUCUAUGUGUGAAUGUGAAUCAUUUCACCUUUUUAUCUCUCCAGCAUCCAGUAGAAAUGUCUUAAUUUUGAUUCCUAUUGACUGUACACUUUUAGAAAAAAAAAAUUUAAAUCUUAAACCCAUGAGAAUCCUUCAGCUUGUUCUCUGGAGAAACCCUUAAAGGGGUAUUUCUAUCAGAGAGGCUUCCAAGUAGACCCCUUUUCGGAAAGCUAAGAACCCUUAUCUAUUCAAAGAACCACUGAGGAACCAUGAUUUUUCCAGAAACUACCAAAUUAAUGACCUUGACCCAUAAUAUGUGCAUUUUAUGCUCUCAAAACUUACCAGUGUUUAUCGUUUUUAUAAUUUUUUCAUCCCUCCAUUAUUCCAGAGAAACCCAUUCCUAUUUUUCAAAUUUUAGAACGUUUCAGGUGUUUCGUUAAUGCUUGCAUGUUUUAUAUUUCAUACUGCGAGUGCUCAUCAAUCUAACCACAACAUACGUUCUGUCAUUCCUCAAACUUCUCGUAGGAACCUAGUGAUACUACCUAUGUGAUAUCUAAUGAUACUUUUCACUUUUUUUCAAAGCUACCAUCAUUUUUGGGGGAAAGAUUGAGGUAUUCACACAGACCUCUUGACAGAAACUGACUCGUCUCACCCUGCUAGCAUUUAAAUAAAAAAAAAAAAAAAAACUGAUUUAUCAAACUACAUUCAAUACAUCUGGGUUAAAAUAUACAUUUUUUUGUUGUUGUUUUUUUUCCCUAAAUUAUCUGUCUGUAUUUCAUAUUUCAUACUGAUAGCACAAUGAUGAUAAUCAAAAUCCUUGAUGUUCAGGCUAGAAAACUCCUGUUCUUCAUGUCCAUGCCCAUGUCCAUGUUCCUGAGCGUCGACAAACUAACUUUAUUUAUAGUUUAAUUUUAUAUAAAAAAUAAUAAUUAAAAAAUCCUUCAUUAAAGGUGGUGAAAGUAUAGAAUGGACAUCAUGAACACAUGUCGGGGGGCCUAAUUUAUUAUUAUUAUUAUUAUUAUUAUUAUUAUUAUUAUUAUUAUUAUUAUUAUUAUUAUUUUGCUUUCAAUUUGUUUUCCAAAUCAUUAUAUGCUGAAAAAUUCUGUGAUGAGAAAUUUGAAAUGGUCAUCUUAAUGUUUAUGGAGGUUCUUUAGCCACCACGGAUAAUAGUUGUAUAUUUAUAGGCUCUAGAUCACUGGAAUGACAUAUAUGGCUUUAAGUGGCAUUGAUAUAUAUUGAUAUUUGUCAAGAACAAAAAAAAAAGAGAAAUCAUAUACCUUAAUUACUUUAAAGUUUACAUUGUGAAUAGCACGUAUGCAAUUUCAUUUUCAUCCUGUUUGAUGUAAUUUUGUAGCAGUGGUUUGAUACUAAUAAAUGGAAGUUGAUGA
Molecule: messenger RNA, 11642 nt
Organism: Pangasianodon hypophthalmus (striped catfish)
Lineage: Eukaryota; Metazoa; Chordata; Actinopteri; Siluriformes; Pangasiidae
Gene: negr1
Product: neuronal growth regulator 1
Exons: 7
Coding region: 251-1291 (346 amino acids)
Biological process (GO): homophilic cell-cell adhesion
Cellular component (GO): plasma membrane
Source: RefSeq, a predicted model, not a curated record